AUGACCACCCCAUCGAGCAACAUUCUACCUGAAGAGCUUUCGACGGACCCCACGGCAGCCGCCACUGUGAACACAUUAGCAUCGACUCUUGCGGAGAGCUCCUUGAGUACCACGUCGAAUAAGCCUACAGUAACACCCGCAGCCGCCCCUCAGGCCACCGAGGCUCCAACCCCGUCAGCUGCAGAAGUCAAGCCGGCGUCUUCAGAUGCUCAACCACACGAGCAGGUCGUGACACCCUGGGACGUGCAAGGAGGUGUAUCCUCGGACGGCAAACAACAGGCGAUCAACUACGAUAAGUUGAUAGACCAGUUCGGGACUAAACGGAUCGAUCCGGCCAUGCUGGAGCGGUUCGAGAGACUUACGGGCAAGCGCCCCCAUGUCUUGCUGAGACGGGGAAUGUUCUUUUCGCAUAGAGAGUUUGAUAAGAUAUUGGACCGAUACGAGCAGGGAAAGCCCUUCUUCCUGUACACUGGUCGAGGGCCGAGUAGCGAUAGUAUGCAUCUUGGCCAUAUGAUCCCCUUUGUCUUCACGAAAUGGCUACAAGAGACUUUCAACGUUCCCCUGGUCGUCCAGCUCACAGACGACGAAAAGUUCCUCUUCAAACACGAACUCAAACCCGAACAGACCAGAAAGUUCGCUACCCAAAAUGCCCGCGAUAUCAUUGCUGUGGGGCUCGACCUUGAGAAGACAUUUAUUUUCAGCGAUUUUGAUUUCGUUGGGGGACCGUUCUAUCAGAAUGUGUCGAGGAUCUCUCGGCAGAUUACUUGCAGUCAAGCCAAGUCUACGUUCGGGUUUACAGACUCAGACAACAUCGGAAAGAUCCACUUCGCUGCCAUCCAAGCUGCUCCUUCGUUCUCGAACUCGUUCCCCAACAUCUUUGGAACAGUCUCCAACAUCCCCUCCCUGAUUCCCUGCGCAAUCGAUCAAGACCCAUACUUCCGCCUAACUCGCGACGUUGCCGUCAAGUUGAAAUACCCCAAACCGUCCCUGAUUCACUCCAUCUUCUUCCCCGCCCUCCAAGGACCGCAAACAAAGAUGAGCGCCAGUGAUCCGAAUAGCAGCAUAUUCAUGAGCGAUCCGCCGAACCAGAUAAAGAACAAGAUCAACAGACACGGGUUCUCUGGCGGGAAGGAGACGGAAGAAGAGCAUAGACGGCUAGGCGGUGAUACGGAGGUUGAUGUUGCAUAUCAAUAUCUAACAUUCUUCUUGGACGACGACGAGGAGCUGGCCAAAAUCGGGGAGGAGUACCGUGCUGGACGCAUGUUGACCGGCCAACUCAAGGCCAAGUGCAUCUCGGUGUUGCAAGCGUUUGUGAAGGAUUUCCAAGAGCGCAAGGCCAAAGUCACAGACGAAGAAAUUACAAGGUUCAUGGACCCAACUAGGAAAAUAGUUCCGGUCUUCGGGAAAAGUGAAGCAGCACCAGUAUCAACCCCUUCGGCAUAA
Pleurotus ostreatus (oyster mushroom) is the source of this 1443-nucleotide messenger RNA. It is a transcript of the gene WRS1, whose product is annotated as tryptophan--tRNA ligase. Gene Ontology annotation, molecular function: ATP binding; tryptophan-tRNA ligase activity. Bases 1 to 1443 code for a protein of 480 amino acids. The transcript is spliced from 8 exons. Gene Ontology annotation, biological process: tryptophanyl-tRNA aminoacylation. NCBI's taxonomy places the organism in Eukaryota, Fungi, Basidiomycota, Agaricomycetes, Agaricales, Pleurotaceae. Gene Ontology annotation, cellular component: cytoplasm. The record is from RefSeq and is a predicted model, not a curated record.